UUAACUCUCCAGCAUAAUUUGCAUACUUUUCCCAGAUCUAUUGAAGUGAAGAUGGUCGAUCUUGUCUUGAGUCCUAUUGUUGAUGCCACCAUAUCCAAGGUGAUUUCAACUGCUACUGAGCAAAUCAACCUUGCAGUCAGUUGGAAGGCAGAGCUCGAAAAGCUUCGCGGCAAGUUGGACAUGAUCCGUGCUAUGUUGGAAGAUGCAGACAGAAAGCAAGUUGGAAGCUUAGCUGUGAAGCUUUGGCUUGAGAAGCUCAGAGACGUGGCUCGUGAUGCUGAGGAUGUUUUGGACGAGGCUGUUUAUGAAGGACUGAAACAGGAGGUACAGACUCGAAAGCAAAUGAUGAAGGUCUGUCUCUGCUUUACUUUUUUCAAUCCUUUCAUAUUUCGUCUGCUGAUGGCUAAUAAGAUCAAGAAUCUUAUUGCUUCUAUAGUUGAGAUUAAUGAGGAGGCUACUCAUUUUGGACUUCAGUCUAGACUUGCUACCCAGGAACCUGGAAGCAUCCCCCAAACAACAUACUCCUCCCCUGGUUAUUGUCCUAGAGUCAUAGGAAGAGAGGAUGAUGUGUCAAAAAUAGUUGACUUGUUGAUUGAUUCAAGUAAUAAGGAGCCCCUUUCUGUCAUAUCUGUAGUGGGUAUGGGGGGUCUGGGAAAAACUACCUUAGUAAAAUCAGUGCAAAAUCAUGAGAAAAUAGUGAGGUAUUUUGGUAAAAUAAUUUUCAUUUGUGUGUCUGAAGUCUUUGAUGUCAAAAGAGUUCUAAAAGAGAUGUUUGAGUCUCUUAAGAAAGUGGGUUGUUCAAUUGAAAACCAGGCUACUCUCGUGGGAGAAAUACAAGAUGAGUUAAAAAAUGAAAACUAUCUCCUCAUCUUAGAUGAUGUGUGGAAUGAGGAUAGAAUGAAGUGGGAAGCCUUGAGGGGUUGUUUGUUAGAAAUAAAUAAAAAUGAGGGGAGUAGGAUGGUUGUGACAACUCGAAGUGAAAAAGUAGCUUCUAUAAUGGGAACACUUAGAGAACACAUGCAUCAUCUUCAAGGACUAGAAGAUGAAAGGUGUUGGUCUAUAAUAGAGCAGAGAGCAUUUGGAGGUUCUCCAGUGCCUAAUCUGGAGUUGGAAGCAAUUGGAAGGCAAAUCGCUCAAAAAUGUAGAGGUGUGCCAUUAGUUGCCAAUGUCAUAGGGGCUAGUUUAAGCAAUCAAAGGGGUAGAAAUGAGUGGUUGUCAGUUAAAAAUAAAUUUGACGCAUGGGGUAUUAGUUCAUUAGGAGAUGAUAGUAGGGAAUGGAUUGAUCAAGCUUUACAAUUGAGUUUUGAUCGCUUGCCAAACCCUUUGAAGCAACGUUUUGCCUUCUGUUCCAUUUUCCCCAAGGAUUCAACAAUUAGCAGAGAGAUGUUAAUUGAACUUUGGAUGGCAGAAGGCUUUCUUCAGCCAUCAGAAGGAAGUUCAAUGGAGGAUAUUGGUGACAAGUAUUUUAAUGACUUGUUAUCAUAUUCUUUGUUUCUAGAGGAAGAAAGAGAUUCAUCUGGUAAGAUUAAGUCAUGCAAAAUGCAUGAUUUAAUUCAUGAUCUUGCCACUUCCAAUUCAAAAUCAGAAACACUUAUUUUGAAGGCUGGUUCAGAGAGCAAUAUUGCUCAUGUUCGGCAUUUGAAUCUCGUUGAUGCUCAGGAGAUGGUGCCAGCAAAUUUUGUGGAGGUGGCUGGAAAACUACAUUCCUUAUUUCUUAAAGGUGAAAUUUUGGGGAAGUUGCCAGAUAGCUUCAAAAGGUUACGCAUUCUUAGCUUUGAAAAAGGUAGCCUUCGGAGAAUUAAUAUUGAGCAGUUGCCAACUUGGAUCGGCAAGAUGAAGCAUUUGAGGUAUCUAGACAUUUCAUACACCGACGUUAAAGAACUACCCCAGUUUAUCAUGGAGUUGUAUAGUUUGCAGACACUGAGGUUCAUGUAUUGUUAUCAGAUUGUAAAACGGCCAGAAGGGGUGGAAAACUUAGUCAGCUUGAGACACAUUUAUUUCAGUGAAGAAAUGUGUAUGCCACUCAGAAUUGGUAGGCUAAAGGAUCUUCAAACGUUGCAGUUAUUUGUUGUCGGUCUACAAGAGGGAAGUCGAAUUGAGGAAUUGGGAUGCUUGAGCCAACUUAGAGGUGAAUUAAGGAUAUGUCAUCUAGACCAUGUUGAAAACUACUCAGAAGCCAAGAAAGCAAAACUUUCAGAAAAGAUUGAACUUUAUGGGUUGAGUUUGGAAUGGGGGGUAUUGGGGGUAUUGGAAUGGGAGUUAUUGAAAUGGGGGGUAUAUAGAAAUACAGAAGAAUGUAAUCAUGCUGAAGAUGUGUUAGCAGGCCUCAAACCUCCCCCAAAUUUGAGAGACUUAACUAUGCAAUCUUAUGGAGGAGAAAAAUGUCCAUCAUGGAUGGAGCCUAGUUUGAGUGAAUCAUUUUCACUCAACAAUUUGGUAGACUUGAAAUUCUUAGAUUGUGGAAAGUUGAAAAGCAUUCCAAUCUUGAGCGGGUUAUCAUCUCUUCAACAGCUUCGAAUUCAAAAUUGCCUUGAAUUGACCAGAAUCGGAGAUGGAGCAUGUGCCUUUCCAGCGUCCCUCAGCCGACUAAUGAUUCAUUUUUGUCCGAGAUUGGAAACAAUUGGGGACAGUAUUUCGACUCUCACAUGCCUAGAAGAGUUAGAUCUAUAUGGAUGUGAAGAUCUGAGGCCCAUUGUAAGUGUAAAUGGGCUUUCCUCUCUAAAAAAAUUAGAGAUUCACGGAUGCAAUUCAGUGGUGAGUCUACGUGGACUGUCCUCCUGCACUGCACUUAAAGAAUUGACCGUGUUUCUCUGCCCGAAUCUGAUCUCCAUCUUCGAAGACUUGAAGGAUUUGCAUUCUAUGGUUAAAUUACGUAUUUUCCACUGUGAAAAUUUGAGUAUUCCGGAGGAGAGCUUCAGCUGUCUUGUCUGCUUGGAGUUUUUGGGAAUUGGUGGUUUCUCAAAAGAGUUGGAGGAAUUCCCAUAUCUUAAUUCCAUCCACCACCUCCACGCCUCCCUUCAACAUUUAUACUUGUUUGGGUGGGAAAAACUAACGUAUCUACCACCUCAAAUUCAACACCUCACUUCUCUAAAGAAAUUGAGUAUAUAUGGUUUCAAUCAAGUGGAAGCUUUGCCGGAGUGGUUGGGAAGCUUGUCAUCUCUUCAAACUCUGUGGAUUAGGGACUGCGCAAAUUUGAAAUAUCUGCCUUCUGCACAAGCCAUGCAACGCCUCUCCAAGUUGCAGUAUCUUCAAACUUCUGGAUGUCCAGAGUUUAAAGAAAGAUGUGCAAAGGAAACCGGCCUUGAAUGGUUUAAAAUUUCUCACAUUCGAUACAUCGAAAUAUAUUAAGUGCGCAUCCAAUAACAAGGAGAUUGGGCCCUUUUUCUGAGACUUCAAAGUAACAAAAAAGCUCAAAUUUAUCAAUCCAAAGGGUUACUUAUGGCUGCUUCAAUUCUCUUAACCUACAAUGCUUGUGAAAAUUCUUUAAAAGGGAUUCCUAUGCACUUAGGAUGAGCAAGCUCUUGCUGGAUAUUUUUGUGAUGUUGUUUCGGACGGCAGCAUCUUGAAUAUUAAGGAUUUUGAUUGUAAGAGAGCUCUAUGAAAGGGAAGCUUUGACACAAUUGUUGGGGAACUUGUUCAUUAUUGGAAGACCAGAUUUCUAGUCAAAAUCUGAAAUAAUUGCCUUCUACUGGAGUCAUGCAAUGCCAAGAGGUACUGACUGAUUGGAAGUUUCUUGCUUUCCAAUAUCCAAGUAGAAUGAAUGCAUCCAAUUCCAAGAAUAUUGAGCUUCUCAGGUACAUUUUCUAAACCUCAACUCCUCUUCUUCCUUAAAAACUUGCCAUCACUAAGCCUAUCUUCACCCUAUCAUUAAGCAGUUGUAUCUUUUAUGAAUUCUAACUCUUAAGCAACACCAGUAAUUAAAUUUGUCAAUUCAUAAGGUAAACCUAGGUUGUUCCAACUGUUUGCAGUGCAUGAGGGAUUCUUUUAGGUAUCCUCUUUUGGCUUUUCUCAAAGAGUUAUGGAGUUAUCAUGUACUUUGGAUUUGAGCAUUUGAAGAACUUUAGGUAGUGUUUAAUUCACACCAUGGAGAAGUAGCAGGGAGAAGGGAGGAAGCUUCUUGACAAUGCAAAAUAUUAUUCAAAUGAAGGGAAGAGCAGAUGUAGCUUAGCUUCUGGACUAUCUGAUUAUGGAGAGUUUUAUAAUUUGGAAGCUUUGGCAUAUUUGUUGUGAACUUGGCCUCUAUUCAGAUAUUCAAUUUCUGUCCAUAAUUUGAAAUAUUUUCCUUCUCCUUGGGCCAUCCAAUGCCAGGAGGUAUUGAUUGAUUCAAAAUUCAUCACAUUCCAAUAUCCAAAUAGAUGGAGUGCAUUCAAUUCUAAGAAGAUUGAACUUCUCAAGUAUGUUUUCUUAAACCUCAGCUUCUUUAAAAACUUCCCUUCCAUCACUAAGUUAUCCUCACCAUGGCCAUAUCAGUAAGCAUUUGUAUCUUUUUAUCAAUUCAGACUUCAAACCAACAGCUGAAACCAAAUUUGUCAAUCUAUACAGUAAUCCCUGAAUGUUCCAAUUUUUUUGCGGUGUGAUACAUGAGGAAUACUUUUAGCUUAUGUGAGAAUGAUCUAAUUAUCCAAAGAUGGAUCUAUUGAUUUCACAUAUUUAGCGAUGAUUCCAGGUUAGUGCUGUUUUAAAUUCCCAGCACAUCAAAUCUAUUGCAUUCUUCAUUUGCUGGUGUUUUUGGUUAUCAUACUCUCUCUCAUCCUAUCUCCGUUUUAUCAAUUUUGCAGAGCUUAGCCUUAAACUCAUUGUCACCCUGUAAAUUGAAGCAGAAGAAGGAAUUAUAUCGUACAUGACUUUAAGUUUUGCAGAACUUAGCCUUAAACUCAGUGUGACUCUGUAAAUUGAAGCAGAAGAUGGAAUAACAUCAUAUAUGACUUCAAGUGCACACGCAUGGAACCAGAAGUAGUAAUAGAUUCACACCAUAGAGCAGUAGCAUGGGGAAGAAAAGGAAACCUCUUGACAAAGCAAAAGGUGUUAGUAUUCCAGUCCUUAAACAACAUCGUCUUUCAGAAGUAAAUUAAGGAGAAUAGCAGAUGCAGAGUAGCUUAUAAAAUUUGAUGAAGGUUUAUUUGUGUACAAUUAAUUCUGAGCCUACAAUUUGUCCAGAGUAAAUUUCUUUUUUUUUUUAAUUCCUCUAUUUGUUCCUUCUACACUUUCUGGGAAAUUGCAUUGUUAUAGUCCGUCGUCAUCUCCAUCGAUUUUUUGAUGUUUCUAUUUCUUCAACAGCAGCUACAUUUGUGCAGAUUUCAGCUGUCAGUGGAUUGUUUCUUGCUUGAGUAUCACAGCUUUAUUUCCAAUUAUCGAAAACCACAUUCUUUCUAAAAGAGAGUUUAAGGAUGAGCGGACUUGUGCUGGACACUUGCAUGAUAUUUGUUUUGGAUGGUACCAUCUUCACUAGUAGGAGUCUUAACUCAUCUAAUACAACAAGGGAUGAUUAUGUUUCUCUCUGCACUUUGAUUACGCUAUAUAGACUUACAACAUGACAAUGGAAGCUACAUUUCAAUCUCUUUAAAGAUUCCUCAGGUUUAUGAGAAUGCCAGUCACAUUCACUAAUGCUGUCUGCCUUACUCUCACACAUUUUGGUUGUGAUCUUGAUGACAUAGAAUUAUAUGGGCGUUGUGGGCUGCAAUAGGAGGACCAUUAGAAUUUUAUUCUGUAUGUAACCUAGCCACUUACCAUUGUGGGUUGAGUUUUGAUAUAAGAUUUGUUGAACUGGGGAGCUUCAAUAGAAGGUUGAGUGUAAAGAAGAAUUCUCAGAUGCUUGCUUGUUCUUG
Rubroshorea leprosula is the source of this 5825-nucleotide messenger RNA. NCBI's taxonomy places the organism in Eukaryota, Viridiplantae, Streptophyta, Magnoliopsida, Malvales, Dipterocarpaceae. The record is from the annotation of a GenBank genome assembly.